GCCUCAUGCAUAUGCAGCAGGAGGCGAGUCUAUUUAAAGCCGGUGUUGGCGCCACCGCCUCCUCCUGUCCUGUUCCUCCCUCCAGGCCCUGCCCUGCGCUCGCUGUCUGCAAAGCCGGAGCCCCAGCAUGUCAGACAAGCUGCCUUACAAAGUUGCUGACAUCAGCCUAGCAGAAUGGGGUCGCAAGGCCAUCGGGAUCGCGGAGAAUGAGAUGCCAGGGCUGAUGAAGAUGCGGGAGAUGUACGCAGCAUCGAAGCCACUGAAAGGAGCGCGUAUCGCAGGCUGCCUUCACAUGACUGUGCAGACCGCAGUUCUGAUAGAUACUCUGGUGGCUCUGGGUGCUGAGGUACAAUGGUCAAGCUGCAACAUUUUCUCCACUCAGGACCAUGCUGCUGCUGCCAUUGCUAAAGCCGGUAUUCCUGUGUUUGCCUGGAAAGGGGAGACUGACGAGGAAUACUUGUGGUGCAUCGAGCAGACCCUCUAUUUCAAGGAUGGGCAGCCACUGAACAUGAUUUUAGAUGAUGGUGGGGACCUCACCAACCUGGUUCAUACCAAACACCCGCAGCUCCUGAAAGGAAUUAAAGGCAUCUCGGAGGAGACAACUACCGGGGUUCACAACCUGUAUAAGAUGAAAGCCAAUGGGAGCCUGAAAGUGCCAGCCAUCAACGUCAAUGAUUCUGUCACCAAGAGUAAAUUCGAUAACCUUUACGGUUGCCGAGAGUCCCUUAUUGAUGGCAUUAAACGUGCCACGGAUGUCAUGAUUGCUGGGAAAGUGGCCAUCGUGGCAGGCUACGGUGAUGUCGGCAAAGGUUGUGCUCAAGCCUUGAGAAACUUUGGAGCCAGGGUCAUCAUCACGGAAAUUGAUCCAAUCAACGCGUUGCAGGCAGCCAUGGAAGGUUAUGAGGUUACGACCAUGGAAGAGGCUUGCAAAGAAGGGAACAUCUUUGUCACCACCACGGGAUGCACUGAUAUCGUGCAGGGCAGACACUUCGAGCAGAUGAAGGACGAUUCCAUUGUAUGUAACAUCGGCCACUUUGAUGUGGAAGUUGAUGUGAAGUGGCUAAACGAUAACGCGAUGGAGACGGUGAAUGUUAAGCCCCAGGUGGACCGAUAUACAUUGAAGAACGGCCGCCACAUCAUACUUCUAGCAGAAGGCCGACUCGUCAACUUGGGCUGUGCCAUGGGUCACCCCAGCUUUGUUAUGAGCAACUCCUUCACCAAUCAGGUGUUGGCACAGAUUGAGCUGUGGACCAAUACUGACAAGUAUCCCGUGGGAGUCCAUAUGCUGCCAAAGAAGCUGGAUGAAGCCGUAGCGGCCGCUCAUCUGGAUAAACUGUGCGUGAAGCUGACGAAACUGAGUGACAAGCAGGCCAAGUACCUGGGAUUGCCGAAAGAAGGGCCCUUCAAGCCAGACCACUACAGAUACUGAGCAGCCGGCGCUACCCAAAGAACAAUGUGCAGGGAUAAAAAUCUUCCAAAGCUCUGGGCUGUGUGCUGGGAUUCUGAGAACAAGUCGUUCCCCUUCCCCCUCUCACCACACACCCACACUCUUAAACAGGCAUGGAAACUCUCUAGUAAAGGCAUCAUCCUCUCAUUGAACCAGUUGCUUAGCUAAUGCAUUAGUCGAGCAGAUCCCAUACACACCCAUAUUGCCUUGUAAUGUGAGGGGGGCUGGGUUGGGAGUUCUAAAACACUGCUAGUAACCUGCAGUCUGGAUAUGGGAACAGGCUUAACCAAGUGACUUGUACCAGAGACGGUCCCCUGGUUCUAUGCAGUAGUUCAUGAAAGCUGGAUGGAUGAGACGAAUACCCAGUGGGCCCUGGGGCAUUCCACAGCACGCUGUGUCCCCUGAGGUUAGCGUGACGCUUCUUGGUUCGCUUACCCUGGGAGCAGCCUAGCUACUUAAUCAAAGAUGUUAGUCUGGGAGUCGAUUUCCUGGGUCUAGUCCAGCUGCCUCCAUCCCUCUAUAUUCAGCCUCCCUCAUAAUUCUAGAGAGGCAUGGGUGACUCGGCAGCCUUUUCAUUUGUGAUGUGAUUGGCUCCAAAAGGCUGUCGAAGGGGUGGGUGGAGGGGAGGAUAUUUGGUUCUCUGAAACCACCAGUAGUGUGCUCCUGCCCUGACUUGGUUUUAUGAAGUUGUGAGGUCCACUGUAUCUUGUGCCUGUCAUGGUGUCUUAAAGCGCUUUUAUUAAAAACCCACAACUGUGAUCUGA
Molecule: messenger RNA, 2211 nt
Organism: Trachemys scripta elegans
Lineage: Eukaryota; Metazoa; Chordata; Testudines; Emydidae
Gene: AHCY
Product: adenosylhomocysteinase
Exons: 10
Coding region: 128-1429 (433 amino acids)
Biological process (GO): L-methionine cycle
Cellular component (GO): cytosol
Molecular function (GO): adenosylhomocysteinase activity
Source: RefSeq, a predicted model, not a curated record